Messenger RNA from Ostertagia ostertagi, 609 nucleotides. The record is from the annotation of a GenBank genome assembly. NCBI's taxonomy places the organism in Eukaryota, Metazoa, Nematoda, Chromadorea, Rhabditida, Trichostrongylidae.
AUGCGACAUAUAACACCACUGCUUUUCUUUGCCACAUUAUUAGCAACUGCGCUAGCACAAGCAGACGAUGCAACAUCAAUAAUCCAGUCAGUAUUGAAUGUGGAUCGAGCUCUAGAAGAAGAAAUUAAAAACGACUUAGCGGAAGCCAAAAACAAAAAAGGCCAAUUGAAAAAUCAAAUUUCUGAUUACGUAAAGAACACCGCACAACAGCUCAAAGACGCUCUGAGCGGGAAGCUUGAUAAACUUCGUGAAAUUGAAGAGGCUUACAAAGCGCAGGAGUACACUGACAAGAAACAGGCCAUGGAAGAGUGGAAGAAUCUCGUACGCGGCAUAAAUCAAACGAAAGCCGCAUGGGAAGUCGCAAAAGAAACUAAAAUAGAAGAAGAAAAAAAGAAAAUCCGCGAUUUGCUGAACCAACUCAAGCAAGCAUAUGACAAGAACAAGGAACAGAAAGCAGCAGAAAAGGAAAAGGAAAAGGAGCAGUUCCGACAAGCCUGGCAGAAGGCACUGGAGAAAUUUCAAGACAUUCAAGGAAAGCUUAACGACUCCAGCAAUGCUCAGAAAGAACGACGAAAGGAGAAGUUUACAAAAAUGAUCUACUUUGAAUGA